Molecule: messenger RNA, 2072 nt
Organism: Rhinolophus ferrumequinum (greater horseshoe bat)
Lineage: Eukaryota; Metazoa; Chordata; Mammalia; Chiroptera; Rhinolophidae
Exons: 1
Coding region: 30-494 (154 amino acids)
Source: RefSeq, a predicted model, not a curated record
UACAAAUUGGGAGUGUUUCCCGAGUGGCCAUGAGCAAGCGGAACCAGGUGUCGUACGUGCGGCCAGUCGAGCCGGCGUUCCUGGCCCGCUUCAAGGAACAGGUCGGCUACAGGGAAGGACCCACCGUAGAGACCAAGAGAAUCCAGCCCCAGCUCCCAGAUGAAGAUGGUGACCACAGUGACAAAGAAGAUGAACAGCCCCAAGUGGUGGUUUUAAAAAAGGGAGACCUGUCAGCUGAAGAAGUCAUGAAAAUUAAAGAAGAAAUAAAGGCUGCCAAAGCAGAUGAAGAACCAGCUUCCUCUGAUGGAAGAAUCAUGUAUCGAAAACCAGUCAAGCGUUCCCCAGAUGAAAAAUAUUUAGGUUUAACAGCAAGCUCAAAAAAGAAGAAGACGAAUGAAGAUAAAAUAAAUAAACAGGACUCGGUUAAAAAGAACUCACAAAAGCAAAUCAAAAACAGCAGCCUCCUUUCUUUUGACAGUGGAGAUGAAAAUUAGUAAGUGUAAACGUUUUGGACUUGGUCUUUAAGAGUAUAUGAAGUGUUUUUAAAAACAUUAUUUUUUCCUAUUAUAAAGAUAAUACAAGUUCAUCAUAGAAAAUACAGAAAAAAUUUAGUAGGAUGAAAACUGUAGCCAUCCCUCAAUACACCUUUGAUUUGAAAUGCUAACUCUGUAGACGUUAACUACUAACAUGUUAUUUCCCAUGUGGGUGUGUAUGUAUGUAAGUUUUAUUUUUUUAACAAAAUUGAGAUUGUAUUAUGUAUGUUCUCUAUACUGCUUCUCACUUGACAUUAUAUUGUGAGCAUUUUUCCAGGUCAAUAAAAUUCCUGACAUUAAUAGCUACAGAAGAUUUUGUAAUUAAACAGAUCCCUGUUGUACUUCCUCAUGAGCAGAACCCCACUUUGGUUGGGGAAGACGGUCAUGUGUGUAGUUAAGAACGGUCAUGUGUGUAGUUAAGAAUACUUCCCCAGCUCCUGCUAAGCGUAGUCGUAUGACAUCUCUGGCAAGCUAGGAGAUAUAAGUGGGUCUCGUACAAGUAAGGAUCUAAUUAAUACAAGUGAUCUUGACACAAGUUAGGAUCUAAUGUACAACUUGGUGAUUAUAGCUGAUAACACUAAAGAAAAGAGAUACAAGUGGAAGUCUGCUUAAUAAAGCUCCUAGGUUUUUUGAUACAAAAGGAGAGAUUUGGCAGGCAUGAACCUUUGUCUUUCUGUUUUCAUCCUGCGUGGAGCCCAGACAUGAAACCUGGGAGUACCAGGCCCAUUUCUAGGCAUAAGGAAGGCAGCCACUUGCUCUGGAUGGGACAGUGAGUUGAAAGGCUCAAGGAGCUUAGAUCCUAUAGCAUGCCUGGAGGAGCUGCAGCACCAGCCUUGGGCUGCCACACCCUAGAACUGAUACAUGAGAAUAAACACCCUCUUAUUUAAGCCCCUGUCAAAUUUGUGCUAUGUGCAGCCUAAGUAAGACAGUGGUCAAACAUGCUUGUACAAAAAUCUCAAAAUGUGUUUCUUAUGAUUCCAUAGGAUGAAUUCAUGGGAGCAGAAUUACUGGAUCAAAAUAUUUGAAUUUUUUUCUUUAAUUCUUAGAAUAUUUUUUUCCAGUUUUAUUGAGAAAUAAUGACAUACAUCACGGUAUAAGUUUAAGGCAUUAACAUAAUGGUUUGAUUUACAUCUAUUGUGAAAUGAAAAGUAUUUGAAUAUUUUUAAAGCUUUUGAUGCUUACUUUCAAAUUGCUUUCCAAAGAGGUUUUUACCGUUUUAUUCAUUUAUCACCUGCAAGAGCCCACUUACCUCAUCCAUGUUAACAGUGCAUCAGCCAUAGGCUGGCAACAGCCAUUUCAUUUUUGUCAAUUUGACAUAUUGAAAAUGGUGUUUAAUAGUCAAAUUUAAUUGGCAUUUUCUUUGAUUUGCCAGGGAAGCUAAACUGUUUUGUAUAUAUUAACAGGUUAUUUUGUAUUUUUUUGAGUUAACUUUUUGUUCAUUUUCGAUUAGUAUAGCCAUAUUUUUCUUAUAAUUUGUAAAUUAUGUAAUCUGUCUUUUGUUGUUGUUCUGUUUCCCAACUUCUGUAUCGGAUAAAGAAU